AGUACAGUUAGCGAUGCAGGCGCAAAAUAGAAACACAUUAGUCGCUCGAUUACAAUAAUACACACCGUUUCUCAUCUUUAUGCACGCUUUUAAAAGUUCUAAUGAAAAUAAUUCAAUUCUAAAAGUAGCUGCACAAUGGACCCCGAUUUCAAUAUAAAACUAAUCAAAGAGGUGAAAAGGUUUGCGUGCUUGUAUGACUUAACCUUACCGGAAUAUCGAAAUACUAAGUGGAAGGAUACAAUUUGGAAGAAAAUUGCAGCAGAUCUGAAUACGAAAGAUAUAUGGUGCAAGAAACGUUGGAAAACGUUGCGGGACACGUAUAGGAAAAAAAGGCGGUUGGAAGGGAUGGACACUUGUAGUACGAAACCGAUUUCAAAUAAAAAGUUUAAGUUUGCCCAAGAAAUGUCUUUUCUGGAGGGUGUUAAGGAUGGUCGAUCAUAUUGCCCCAGUGACGACGAUGACGACGAUGCCAAUGAGACAGGACACAGUGGGGUUGAAGCUUCUUGGACGGCUUUGCCUUCUCCAGCCGACUCUUUAACAGCUAAAGAUGAAGACUCCACGUCUAACCUUUCCGCACCAUCUUAUAAAGCAAGUUCAACCAAGAAAACUGAAGAGCAUGCGAAUCCAGCUUAUGAUCCAUUAGCAGCGAGAAAGUCUACUUUACUACUUUUCGAAAGUUUGGCGCACAAAAUAAUGUCAGCGGGCUUGUCGGAAAGUGAUGCGGAUGCCAUUGAACUGAAGGUGGCGUCGGUUGUAUAUGAAGAACUUGCAAAACUCCGUCAACAGAGGCAAAGUAUCUGAUAUGACAAAAAGUUAUUGAAGAAUAACUGUAACAUAAAAUAAGUCAGCUGUAGCAAUAAGAAAUGAAGAAUAUAUCGUCCCCUUAGUAUUAAAAUAGCCUAUACAUUUUUUGAUGUUUUGAGAAAAUGAAUUUCAAACUUUUUGUCGAAAGUAGCUCUCACUCAAAUCUCGUUAUGUCUGUAAAUAUUUAUUAUUUUUUGACUGACGUUUUGACCCACUUUGUGGAACUAGAAUUUGACAAAAUUUUGACCACAUAUAAAAUCGACGAUGGAGAAUCCAAAAAUUUAAUAAAAAAAUAAUAGCCUAUGAGCACAUAGGCUAUUGUUAUACUAAGGGGACGAUAUGUAUUUAAUCAUGAUAACAUUAGCUUCUGAGAUUUUAUGACUUGCCAACUAAGUACAAAAUAAAAUUAAGCCAAAAAAUUACGGGAUCUUAGCUAAGUUAAAAUUUCAGGCCUUGGGACAUGUAAAUAAAUAAGUUUGAAUUUCCUUUGAA
This is a messenger RNA of Anastrepha ludens (Mexican fruit fly), 1296 nucleotides long. RefSeq lists its product as uncharacterized. Gene Ontology annotation, cellular component: nucleus; transcription regulator complex. The coding region runs from base 136 to 801 and encodes 221 amino acids. Gene Ontology annotation, biological process: regulation of transcription by RNA polymerase II. The record is from RefSeq and is a predicted model, not a curated record. The transcript has 3 exons. Lineage: Eukaryota; Metazoa; Arthropoda; Insecta; Diptera; Tephritidae.